AUUUCUGAUCAGCGGUUAUAUCAGAAAGGCGAACUGAUUGAGUGUAAGGUAAGCGAAAUGUUUUGCAAAAAAAUUACCCACUAUUCCCUUUGGGAAUAUAAUCCACAUGCGAACAAGAUGUCGUCCAUUUCGCACUUCAGCGAGAGAGGAAUCAAACGAGAUCUUCAAUAUCUUGCCGAUAUCAUUCUCCUUGAUCAUUCAUACGCUAAACCCUGGUCUGCACAUCCGGAUGCAUCUAAAGUACGCCCUGUCAAAACAUUAUUUCUUCCCCGAGAAGGCGUUGAAAAGUUGUCAGUGACUCAACCUAGGGCAGAAGAUGAUAUUGAUGUGUGCGAACCGGCUGCAUCUUCGUGUAAUGCAAGUAUUAUGUACGAUACUGCGAAGGCGAAAGCAGUGAUGGCUGAGUGCGAGAAGUAUGUAAGUACUGUAUCGAGUAAAAAGACCCCGGAUACUUGGGAAGAGCAAAUUUCAAGGUAAGUUUCUGGAUUAUAUAUAUUUAUUGACUGCUGAAAUAAGCUUAAGUUUAAAUUGAGUUUACGUUACAACACGUGUGACUUGACAACUAGUGACAGAAGGAAAAUUGAAGUACUGCUUAACCCGAGGUAUCCAUCAGUCUGUUCAAGUUUUUGCGUUUUAUCUUUGAGAAAUUUGUAACAAGGAAUUAAAGAAUCAUGAGCUCUGCACAUGUGUAUCUUGUAUAUGUUAUGCUUCAAUUUUAUCCUGGGUUAAAAUUUUAUUUUCUUUUGUUUCAAACUCAUUAUCACACGUUAACAUACCCAAAACAAAAGAAAAUUAAAUCUAAACCAAGAAUAAAAUUGAACCUCAACAUAUAAAGAAGCUGAAAGAAGUUUUGGUGUCACACAGUUGGCCUAUGCUUCAAUGCUUCAUUGUUGUAUUUCCCCCACUUGGUAGUAAAUUUGGCCUCUGCCAGUUUGCCCUUUAAAUUUGACAGUCUUGGGACCAAAUGCCGUAGUUUAUGUAUAAUAGACUUUAGCCACUUGACAGCAAAUACAAAGAACAAGAAAUUUAUUACAUGUGUGGGCAGGUUUGGCUUAUUUUUUAAAGCAAACAAUGAAAGUUGUCUUACCAUAGAACAUAUAGCUUAGGAUUAAUUACUUACGCUGUAACUGAUUACCAGUAAAUGAUUAUCUUUUGUAGGAAUGGAUGGGGAAGUAAACAAAAUGUGCUGUUCGACAAAGUCAUAAAGGUCCUUUCAAAUCUUAGACUGUCAAGGUUAACAUAUGAAGGGGUAAGCCUUGGUACAUGUACAUUGCACUUGCUCUUUACACCUUAACUCUUGAUCCAAAGAGAUCAUUCCUGCAUUCUGCGCUAGUAUAAGUAAGCACACACAACAAAACUAGGUCAAGGCUUGGGGGGACAAUAACUGUAUUCACUGCAACAUUCAUUAUGUUUUUAGUUUUCCAGUGUGGUGAUUAUUCAUGGGCAACAUUUAUUUGAGGGCGCUAUUGAUUUUAAAAUCACAUUUCUUAAAUCACUGACAAAACUUUCAGUGUCUCCCUUUUGUCUGAGAUAGAAUGGUACUUGUCUGGAUGUUGUAGAUUACAAAGUUGUUUGAAGUUCAGGGCUCGAAAUAUUUUCGGAUGGUGACUGGACACGACGACCAGCCAAAGAAAAUUUUGCUCAGUCAAGUCUCGUUUCUGACCAGCUGAAAAUAUUUGAUAAACAAGUUAACUGAUGAUUGUGUACUUUCUCAUUUUUGAGCGUGAUAUUACUUUUACAAGGACACAAAAUCUAAGUUUUACAGGUGUGGAUCAUGCUGUUUUUUCAAGAGAGAGAGAAAGUUCUUGUGUGCAUGACUGGUCAGCAGGACUAGCGAGUAAAUUUUUUGGCCGGUCAAGUCACCAUUUUGGCCGGACAUUGUCCAUUGACCAACUGUUAUUUGGAGACCUACAAGGUUUUUCUAAUAACCUUUGAAUACGUGCCACAUUCUUCUGAUUGCCUCAUUGCUAUGAAAAACUUCGCUUAUAACAAAAACAUUGCUUUAAGGUUAUUAGAACUGCUAUAAAGUCAAAAAUAUUGAUCAUGCUUAUAAGAUUGCUUAUUUGAAAUGCACUCUUACCCUGAACUCAAAUUCCAAAAUGAAGGCCACAGUUGGUAUCUAAGAGUGCUAGUUUGCAAAUAUUAUCAAUCACAGGGCAGAAAUCCUUUGCAAUACUUCCCAGUGUUGACAGAAAUAUGCAAUUCUUGAUUUUUUUAGCUUGCAAUAUAACUCAAAAUCACACCUUUAGAUGUGAAAAUUGACACCUCGGAUAUCAAUUUUCUGAAAGCUCAGCUCUCACUUGAGAGACUGUGUAUUUUUUAUUUUGCAAAAUUUCUUAAUUAUUUGAGAACUAAAUUUUUCAAAUUGAAGGGUUUGUAGCAGAUCUAAUACCUUCACAACUUACUGUGAAAGAAUGUGACUGAACUGUCCAUGAAUGAAGUGAAAUGAGAGUAAGGAAAAUAUUAUUUAUUUUUAAGAUGUUCAUGUUGUCCAAGAACUGUAAAUCUGAUCAUUAAUUUCUUGCCACUUGUUUUGUUGAGAGUGGUUGUUGUACACGUAUAAUGCUUGUAUCAUGCCACACAAUGCUCCUUGAGAAGUUAACUCCUGCUCUUUCCUAGAUUCAUUGGCAAUUUGUAAUAAGUACUAAGACAUGUACAUUAUUAUUGUUCCGCAGCUUCCAAAUGAACCAGUCAUGAGACGUAUUACAACUGAUAAGGCAACAAAAAGAAUGAGGCAAAUUUUAAGUGACUCAGAAUGGGUGAGUACAUGUUCAUAAUGUUACUAGGGAGCUCAAACAAUGACGACGGCAAUGAGAAUGACAAAAAGCAAUAGGCAAAACAACAACUUUGCAUGUGCAUCACGCUUUGUUGUACAUUUCCUUGCCGUCAUUGCACGACUAUGAUGUGAAAAUGCCUAAUUUCACAUUUUAUGGUGGAUGUGAACAUAAGGCAACAAUCCAUUUCCUCUUUCUUUUUGUGAACUUAGAUACAGACCUUUAGAGUUCAACUCCUGAAAAAAUCAUUUGACAAAUUAAAAGAGUUUGAAUGAGAGUGAUGAAGUUUGAAACAGCGUGAAUUCACUUUUUCGGUUAAGUUUUCACUGCCGUUGCUGUCGUUGUUGCUUAAGCUCACUACUGUUUUGGUUAAUACCCAUCCCUUCCUGUCUCACACUGUACAUUUUUACUAUAAACUUCACCCAAUAAACAAAUUAGGUUUAUAGAACAAUUAUUGAAAAUAGAUUCAGCCUUUUCCAGUAGACUUGGAUAAAUUCUGGGGGCAGAAUUUCAAACAGAAUAAAUGAUUUUUGAGGCCCGCAUUCUGCCGGCAGAAUAAGGCAUUUUCAAGCAGAAUCUGAGCAGAAUAGGAAAUCAGCGGCACUAAUGAUAUGCAUAACAGUUGUAAGAAAAGUUUAAAACUAAAUAAAAAAACAAAAUGGAAAAUACCUUGUUAUUAAUUUGAUUUUUUAAUAGCUACUACGCACUCACAUUAAAAGUAAGAUGAAAGACAAUUUUUGGUACCCAUAAUGAAUGUCUAAUUAGUUUUUAGAGGUCAGGCUCCCUUCUAUACUUGCGAAAAAUAAAUACAAAUGUACAGCCCAAAGGGCCGAAAUAUUUUGGAUACCAAGAAGAAUUCAAGCUGAAUAAGGGUGUCUGAGCAGAAUUUUGAGCAGAAUAAGCUAUUUUUAUGAGCACUGCCGGCAGGCAGAAUGAGCCAUUUUACCAGCAGAAUUUAUGCAAACCUAUUUUCCAGGCAUUCUAAUAGUCGGAAAGCAGCUGUAGAUCUAUAAAAUUCUGCAAGAUGAGGCUCAGGUGCAUGUUGUGCCAGAUAUAGAUAUUAUUGCGAAGGACCAAAGAAGCCUAAUUUCCGAGUUGGUAUUACACAGUGUGUACAGUGUGAUCCUCUGUUUAACCCUUUAAGUCUUAAUAGUGACUAACAUCGAUUUUCUCCUUACGAUAUCCAUACAAUGUCAAGAGAUUAGGUUAUGAGAAUUAAUAAAAUGAUCACCUAAGGGAAAAUGCCUUGAUCUGUUAUCAAAUUGCCCCAACUCAUUCAUGAAGGAAAUGUAUGGAGAUCAGUUUGGAGAAUUUGUAUGUGGAUAUUGGGGCCUAAAGGGUUAAUGUACUGCUAUGUGACCAACAUUUCUUUCUUCCCUCUGUAGGAGACAAACUUGAUGAAAUGGCUCCACAGUACAUUGCUAGAUGGUUUAAGUAUUCCCUUGUUGGCUUGCUAUCUUGAUGUCCUACAGACUCUGCGAGCCAAAGUGAGUGGAAAUCAAUUAUUAUUAUUGUCCUGGUCUGUUUCCUAGAGCCUGAACCAAUACCAACUGAUCCUAAAAUUUAUUUCUUCCUUGAGGCCAAACUAAUUUGGUGAAAAUAUUGAAAUUGUUCAUUAUGAUAUCACUGUAAAAAUCAGGGGCCUGUUUCUUGAAAGGCCCGCAAACGUUUCAGACCAGGUGAAUAGUAGGACACAAAGUGGGCAAUUUUGCUUUGUCAACUUAUAGUUUUAUUGUUUCAGCUUCAAAAUUAUUGAAACUUUGAUCUUGAAUGAAAACACGGCAAACAUAAAACAGCUUUCUGGGCCCAACCAGGUAGUGGAUCUUUGGAGGAACAGGUCUCUGUGACUGUUUCACAGCUGAUUAACUUUUCGUGCGUGACACAUUAAUAUUCAGAUAAAUACAAAGGUGGUCAGAUGUCUUGAGUUAAAUUUCACUUGACUAUUUUCCCUGCUCUUUCCUAUAGUGCUACUGAUUGAAAUAAGCUAGAACUGAUCUAAUUUUAAGUCAAUAAUGGUAAUAUUUUUCUUGGAAACUGUGAGAUUUGGAGUUUUCCAGGGGCUGUAACACAAUACCUUAAAACACAAGUCUUCGCCAUGAUAAUAUUGACAAGACAGAAAAUUCAGGGAGUAAAACUAGGUGGUUCUUGUGGUUGCUAGAUUUAAAAGUGACCCAAGCCACUAAAGCCAUGGUUUGGUUGCCUGAACCAGUGAUUGGUGUCUGAUUUCAGAAGUGUACAAAGAAAGUGUCAAAAAUACAAUGUCUUUCCUUGGAGUAAUUCCCUUUUGUCCUUUCUUUCGUCAUUAAUUUAGUAAAAUUUCAGUUCUGAUUAAUGUGCAAAAUGCAAAGCUGUUUAUGAUUUUUUAGAUUGCCCCAGUCACUCAGGAUACAUCUAAACACCAUUAUGGUUUUAUUGACUUAAAUCACUCUGACAACGCAACUCAGUAAUAGACUUAUUUUUUGAAAUUAAGAAUGGAGGGCUUCCUCUUGAGGUGCAAGCCACCAGUUAUAAAUUUAUUAUAUAAAUGAAUGAUCCAUUUUUGGGGGGGCGUAAUUUUAAAUUAAGCCGUGACUCAGCUUAGAGGAAAUUCUAAGCCAACUUAAUUUUGACUUGAGCUAUUUUGAACUUAGAAUUCAGGGAUACUGACCUUAGUGGUGACCAAGCACUCAAGUUAACUCUUAGCCCUGUAAAUUACAUGUAGGUGUAGAGUUUGCUCAAACAUGGUUGCUUAUUUGCAGAUUCCAACCCUUGUUGAUCGCAUGCUUAUACAGCCAUCUAGUCAGCGCCGUGGACUUGCAGCCAGUUCAGAGGCCUUAAGCUUACUAUUAAAGAGACCAUGGGACCCUGCACAUGGCCUGGUGACUCAGCAUAAACAGGUAACACCCCACACUCCCCUUCCCUCACUCAAGAAAAUAGAUCCACCUACCAACACCUACAUGUACAGUCACUUUCAGAUAUCACAAGAUACACUGGGCCCAGUUGUUCCAUAAUUUUCCAUCAUUUGCACAAACAGGGCCUGAAGUAUAGAUCUUUCCCUUAUAACUAAGCAUGCAGGAUUUCCCUAAUUCUCAUGGCAUUGUAAAAUACUCUGUUUAUUUCUCAAGUCGUUUAAAACAGCAGUGACGGCAGCAUCACAAAAGCCAUGACAUGAUUUCAUUAACACUUGAGUUUUUAAACAUGCGGAAGAGAAAAUGUUUAUUACGUUGAAUGGCUUAAAAUCACUCACAGCCUUCAAUUUUGCAAACAGUUGAAUUGUGUGAUCUAUUUUACUUGAGAACAGUACAAAGUACUGUUACAGCUUGUACUUCAUCACAAAUUUGUUGUCAAUUACUUGGAACUACAUGUAGGCAAGAAAUUGAAGAAAGUAUAAAUUAUAAUUUUAUAGCUCCAGAUUUGAACAUUCCAAGUUAGUUUAGUGUACUAUCUUUCUAUCAAAGUAGCCAAAGCGCAGACUUCUUAUAUCCAAGAAAAAUCAUCAGCCCUCAGUCCUUAAUUACAGGCCUAAUCUCUUUAUCCAAAGCGCAAACUCCCCGGCACUCCAUUGUUACUGAUUGUACCAAGUGGUCCCACAACAAGUGUAAGUGCUGGUACAUCAUCCAAACGAACUCGCUUCUGGCAUAACCAACUUUCUGUCCUCGGCAAAGUUGUUCCCGUCACGAUGCACACCAGCAAUGGGGGAAGUGGUGUAUCCAUCAAUCAGUGCCUUGAUCACAUCAUUGGUGCUGUCAGGAUUAAAGUGCUGGAGGUAUAAUGUGUACAUUUUAAUAAGCUACCACAUAGCACAGGGAACCUGAAUGCUGUAUUAUUUACCUGUGCUUAUGAGUCUGUGUGUGAGUCGUUUUGGGAAGGGAUUCCAAUCAGAUCAAAGACGGUUUGCCAUGCUGGUUUCAAUUGUUUUUCGUCUGGUGCGUCAUGCAUAGGAUGCGACAGUUACAUCUCAAGUUUUUGAAACUCUUCUUGGAAAAGAAGAGAAGAGACAAAAGAGUACUCUGUUCUCUUCUCUUCUCUUGACCAUUCAAUUGAGACACAAGAGUGUCUCCCAAGGAUAGUUAAUAGUAAUGGAAACUUGAGACGUGACUGUCAUGUGCCAGACAAGAUUGAACAUUUGAAACCAGCAGCGUAAACCAUCUUCGAUCUAAUUCAAAUCCCUUCAAAACUCAUGAAGACUCAGGAACUGCUUAUGAGAUAGCUAAUACAGCAUUUGGGUGCCCUAUGCACAUAGCAGUUUUCAGUGGAGGAAGCCCUGAAAGGCUCUCACUGUGCUUUUCUUUUCUGUUGUAAUUAGAAUGAAGCGGAACUCAAAACGUUGUCUCAAAACUGGAAUUGCAUAUCAAAAUUAUGCAUGGUUCAAUUUGACCUAAUACCAUGCCCCCCCCCCCCUUCUGGGGAGUUGCAAUUUUUUUCUCUCCUGGUGGUUAAUUCCCCUCCCCCGGGAACGCACAAGGAGACAUUUCCCUACCCCCUAGCUCCAGAUCGACCUCAUAUACGUUUUUUGUGGGGUACAUCUUUUUGAGAACAGUGAAGUAAUUUCCAUACAAUAGCAAAACGAGACUUUUUCAGAACUUUUGUAAGCGCUUUCUAUAGUUUAUUGAGAGAAGAAUAAUGCAUGUAUGACAGUGUCCUGUCCUACCCCCAGUACAGGACCGCUCCAAACAGUUCCCCACCCCUUAGCCCGAAGGGUUGGACUUUUCCGGGCGGUUACCCUGGGGGGUGGUAACAGGUCAAUUUGAACUGUGCAUUAUCUUCUUUCAUUCUUAUGUUGCCUUUUUUUUCAGUUAAGAAGUCAUUUUCCCAAUCGUCCCAUUAUUUUGCUCGGCUGGUCGGUUGGUGCUUUGGUAUCUUGCCAGGUAAACUCUUUGUCAGUGAUGGAUGUGCAUGUGUAGAUGUUAUUUUUGUUCAGAAUCUAUGUAAACCCUUGUAUUCCUGGUGGAAUUAGAGUGAAAACAUUACAAAAUGUAAUUUGUUUAUCGUCGAAGCAUUUAGGAGUUCUUAAGAACUUGUUUAAACGUGUCUGUGCGUUCCAGAUCGAUUUGGAAUUUGCAAGUGUUGGUUUUUGAGAAGAAGGGAAAACUGGAGUACCCGGAGAAAAACCUCUCGGAGAGCAGGAGAGAACCAAACAAAAAGUUUAGAACAAAGGUUAUUGUUGAGUUGUCUCUUGUGGUUGACAAAACACAAUUGAUCCCUUAAGAGCCCCAAAAGUUCUAGGCAAUGAUAUUUAUUUCUUCAAACAGAUAUUGUACUGAAAAAAGGCGCGCGAUGCCCUUAGCAGUCAGACUUUGACUUUAUUUGGGACCUGCUGCUUGCACAUCUAGUAUUUUGACCCCUGGGGCAUGCCUCCUUUUUCCUUUCAAACUAAUGCAGUGACACCGCAUUGAUAGUGGCACCCAAAGGACGGAUUUAAGUGUCCUUACCGUAGGGGUCUCCAUAGUAAAGAUGAAAGAAUUGUAUGAAGUUCACAUCUCUGAGACUAAGUGAAUUGCCCUUAAUAUAGAAGAGCCCGUAACGAGAGUUUGGCUCUGUGUGCUUCUCUCAUGAAUGAACGGUGUUUUUAUGCAACUUUGCUUAAUUCAGUCUCAUCAAAUGAUGUAAGAAUUGUAUGAAGUUCACAUCUCUGAGACCAAGUGAUUUGACUAUCCGUAAUCAAGUGUCUGUAAGGAGAGUUUCAGCUCUGUGUGCUUCUGUCAUGAAUAAAGGGUGUUUUUAUGCAACUUUGCUUAAUUCGAUGUCAUCAAAUCCAUACAGGUUGCACUGAUGGAGUCUGUCUGUGCUGUUGUCUGUCUUGGAUUUCCUAUCACUGGUCUUAGUGGAGUCAGAGUGGUUAGUUGUUUACUUUUUUACUCUCUUUAGGGAGUUCAAGAUGUCACGACGACGACAACAACGAUAACGUCAAAAAAUCAACAGGUUAAGGCUAUGCUCACAUUAUAGUAUGAACAGUAUUGGCCCAACAACGACAACGUCAAAAAAGCAAUAGGUUAAGGCUAUGCUCACAUUAUAGUAUGAACAGUAUUGGCCCAACAACGACAACGUCAAAAAAGCAAUAGGUUAAGGCUAUGCUCACAUUAUAGUAUGAACAGUAUUGGCCCAACAACGACAACGUCAAAAAAGCAAUAGGUUAAGGCUAUGCUCACAUUAUAGUAUGAACAGUAUUGGCCCAACAACGGCAAUGUCAAAAAAGCAACAGGUUAAGGCUAUGCUCACAUUAUAGUAUGAACAGUAUUGGUCCGGCGCGGCACAAAUCGUUCACACACAUCGAAACAUCGCGUCGGCGCGGUUGGCCAAGAGGGUUCGGUGCACUGAACUCCAGUCCUCAUUCCAGAAUACUUACUUUCGUCUCAGUGGGUUCCACUCCUCGCUCCUACUUAUUUAUUUUCGCGACGGGCCGAAUAGUUGUUCACACUGCGCCAUAGUGUGGCACAAAACCUAUCCGACAUGUGAUGCUCUUCUUUCGAGAUCGGCGUGGGGCGGCUUCGCUUCGUCACAGAAAUCGGGCCGCCACGACCGUUCUUGUGUGUGAACAGAAACAAUAUCCGGUAUGAUUUUCGUGGCGGCGAGAAAGCUAUUCGAUAUGGAGCAUAGCCUUAGAUCAGCAAAAUAACAAGUCUGCACGUGAAUCACGUUUUUUUGUACAUUUCGUUGCCGUCACUGUGCGACUAGUACGUGAAAAUGCCUAGUUUCACGUUGUAUUGAGAUCGUGAACAAAGAAAGACGAUUUUCUCGUUCUCUUUUUGAACUUGGAUAUUUUUCUCAAGACUUCAACUCCAGGAGAGCUCGCUUACAUUAGACAAAUAAAGCGUGUUGGGAUAAUCACACCAAGGUUCAAAGAACGCUCAGUUUUCACCACCGUUGCUGUCGUGGCAUCUUAAACUUCCCACUGUCUGCUUGCUUUAUACUAGAAAAAUUAGAAAUUGACCACAUUAACAUUAUUCAUUUUUUACAGGGAGUGGAAGAUCCUCUUUUAGAGCUUAAAACUCCAACCUUGUUUGUCAUCGGCUCACACUCAACCCUGACCUCUCAGGAGGAAGUUGAGGUACGUCUACUUGUAAACCCCAUAGCUAGCCCCUUAUUUUUUAGACUGUUCACAGUCCUCUAUUUUCCCGUAAGAUCGUCGAGAUCGAGCGCUUUGCGUCACGGGCUUUCAUCUUGCUUGAGAGUCAAAACUACAUCGGUUCAUAUACAUUUGAAAUUUAAGGCAGCCAUCAUUAACGGUAACACGCGCUAUAUCUCAACGAUCUCACGAAAAAUAGGGGACUGUGAACAGUCUAUAUUUUUUUUAACUCCCAAUGUUUUAAACCAGUUCUCAAGUCAAGUUCAAGUAUGUACAGUUUGACCCCUUCACACUCAGUAGUUUCCAAGAGUAUUUAAAUUAUGCUUACAAACAUUAGUGUGAAGCCAACAUAUUUUGCUGUUGUGGCGCUUACAUCUUAGGCCUCCGCAGAGAUUCAGCUUUGACUUUUUGGCCUUCAAUCGAAGUCCACUUCGGUGAACUGUUUCUGUUUCUUUUCUUCACCACUGUUUCUGUACACAUCUCCUUGAUUUUAAAAGUAGUUUAGUGGACUUUCCUUAUCUGUGUUCUUUACUUCUAUGCAGGAGAUGCGUGAGAAGAUGAAGACUGACACAAGUUUGUUGGUGGUGGGUGGAGCCGAUGAACAGGUCAGUUCUGGAUGAAUCUUUCUAGUGGCUUGUUCUUCGAAAGUUCCUAGAUUAAAAUUAAAGUCAUUGCCAAUCAAUCAGCUUGGGAGCCGGUGCCUUAAGAGUUAGGGAUCAUUAUACCUACCCCUCCCCUAAGCCAACACUUACUUCUCACUAAGGGAAAAUAUUGACUUUGGGGAGGGGUAGGUGGGCAGUUUCUCAGAAACUUAUAAUGAUCCAAAGUUAGCGGUGUGGGGCCUACAAUAACCCAGGCAUCACAAUGCAGAGAGGUAUCCAUAGCAACCCUGCAAGCAGGAACCACCCCUGUUACAGCCACUAGGAAGCUUAAGCAACGACGACGGCGACGUCAACGAGAACGGCAAAAAAAGCGAUAGGUUUAGAUUAGCAAAACAACAACAAUCUGCACGUGCGUCGCGCUUUAUUGUACAUUUUUGUGCCGUCACCGCACGACUACGACGCGAAAAUGCCUAAUCCGAUUUCACGUUUUGUGGAGAACGUAAACACAACGACUUUCUUUCUACUUUCCUGCACUUCGAUACAGUCUUUCAGAAAUUUCAACUUCAGAAGAGAUUGCCAACAUUUGAUGAAUUGAACGAGGUGGAAUAAGCGCGAUAAAGUUUGAUGCAACACGAUUUCAUUUUUUGGGGGACGUUUUCGUAGCCGUGGCCGUCGUUGUUGCUUAAGCUUCCCACUAACAGGCACACGCGAACCUGAUCUAGUGAAGUAGAGUCAACUGAUCGGAUACUCACCUGCACGAACAGACCAACCUUGGGGGAUGGGUAGGUAGGGCAAGAGGAAUCUGCAAAGAGGCACAGAAAAAACGAACCAUAGAUCGGCAACUAAGUGCUCUGCGAGGAAGACAAAACUGAGGUAAUGUGUAGAGAGCCCUGUAACCUAAAGGGGCGUCCCCGCAGAACGCCAAUUCACCAACAGACGCAAGAACAGUGUCGUCAAUUAUUACGUGCGUGUUAAUAUAGUACUUAACAAUGUUGACAGAUAAACAUAUUUUCCUUUAUUGCUCUUGACAAUGUUUAUUCCUGGUACACGAUAAAUAGGUAUAGUUAGCUGUUCAAGGAUUGGAGAUUAAAUGGAUCUCAUUCUUUUACAUUUUAGCUACGUUUGACUCGUGCUAAGAAGAAACAAGAAGGCCUGACUCAGAGUAUGGUCGAUCGGUUGAUCAUGGUAUGAAUAUGUUUCGUUUUUGGUGUAGAGAAGAUUUGUUUUCGUUUGUUUAACAGACCAUUAAGUUAUUUUGUCUGCUUUUUUUGUCUUUAGGAUGAAAUUGGUGACUUUUUAGGCAAUGUGUUAACCUGCAUGAACAGCAGCAGUGUACACAACAGAAACGAUUCCUCGGAUGUGGAUGAAGCCGACGUACGCAAAAAGAAAAGAAAGCGGUCCGUGUCUCGCGAUUUGAGCUCGGAAAUGGAGCGCUCUGUGGGUAAGCAUGCGCUAACGUCACAACCAUCGGCGAAGAAGUCGACUCCUCAAAAGAGCUCGGUUCAAGAACAGGGCAAAACGAUGUUGAAACUUCCGCUCGGCAACAGUAUGGGGGCGUUAAGUCGGGGAGGGCUUGCGCUUAGCCAGCCUAGUCCUGCCAAAAGACCAAGGACGUCCAAGUCGAAGACAAAAACGGCAAACCCGCCUCCGGGAAUAAUUCACGUGACUGGAGCUGCACCUGCAAGUGUUGUCAGCAGUGUACCUCAAGGAAUUCCCGUGCAUCCGGGGACCUUGCCCGGUUUUCCGCUUCAUGGUGCUACUGUGGCACGUCAAGUACCCCUACAAGGUGCCUCUGCCGCCGCGCUUGCGUCCGCUGGCCGAGGACAGACCUUUAUUUCGCUAACCCCGAAGAGUUCGGACCCCGGAGCCAGGGUCACACAGACCCUGAUCACCAUCCCGCGUGGGAGCUCUCCCUCCGUUUUGUCGUCAAAUACCGCGGGUGGGCAGACUGUGCAAUACAUAAUUAAACCUCAGAGUCAGCGACACGCCCCUGUGUCCCUGAGUGCUGUCAGUGCCUCUUUGUCAGCACAAGGGGCUGUUGUGCCCUCUGGUGCCCAGAUACCCGUGAGGACCAUCGUAUCGGCGCCAGUUAGGCAAACACCUCUAUCCCAAUCCGCUAGUUCGUCGUUUACUUCCGUAAUGAGCCUCAAAGGUACUGCUGUAACAACGCAGGCACCGUCCUUUGCGUCUAGUAUCGUUCCAGCGUCGGCUGCUGCUGCUUCUCUAACUACAUCUUCCUCCUUUGGGAAAUUUCCUGCGUCAUCGGCUGUCCUGACUUCCGGCCGACAAACAUUUACUCGAGUGGCGGGCGAAGCAACACAGCCGUCAACCAUCAGUGUUCUAACCAAGGACGGUAAUAAGCUGAUGGUUUCUCAGGCGCUAUCGUCAGCUGGUCUAAAGGGAUCUUACAAGCUUGUCAGUGGUUCGGCUUUGCAGACUGCUGUACCGGCUGGAACCAACACUGCAAUGACUGGUGGUCAAUCCGCUCAAGUCGUUCUUAGCCAUCCUGUCCGACCGUCCUCCAGUGGCUCGCAGGUGCAGGUCACUCACAAAGGCUCCAGUGUCCCCGGCAGCAUUGUCACCUCGCUGCCUGUAAGCCUUGCUGCAUUAGCUGGAAAACUGCCUGGUAACACCACUGUGUCACAGUCCGGUGGUCGAGUCACUCUCGUGCAGAGCACUCGGGCGGCUACCAUUCCGAGCCAAAUGGUCACCUCCGUACAGAGACCCACGGCAAACAGGGUUACGAACCUUGCGUCUGGCUCAUUAGCGAGUCUUCAAACUGCGGUUACGGUCGCCAGAACAGGAACCAAUCAGUCAGGCAAGAUAAUAUCUUCUCCUGUUCUCGUUGCCAGUAGUCAGCAUGGAACAACAACUGUAGCCGCUAAAGCGGUUGGUAAUCCUGUGGCGUAUGCACAGGGUGCACGUAAAACGGCACAACCCACCUAUGUUUUGUCCAGCACGACAGUUUCAGCGACCAAAGUGGUACCAUCACCACUUGGGUCAACAGUAGGAGGAGCGAUAAGAGCGACUAGUGGUUCUGUUAACACCACUGUCCCUACGAGCUCUGCAGUAAGGAGUGCCACGCAGUUGGUUUCAUUGGCAGAAGCGGGGACUGUGAAGCAGGCGCCUGUCACCGCCCAAUCGCAAGAAAAGAAGGAGACCGUUUUGAAAACUGAUCACAGUAGCGACUCUGUUAAAGCGGUUUCUUCGUCUUGAAUUUAAAGGCAUUGAGCUUCAAUCGGCGACAAAAGUUGAGACACUCCACCUUUAAUUAAGAGCCUAUCUAACGUUUUGUCGACUUUCCAAGAGGAAAAUGAAGCUUUCCCUCUCCCAUCCCCGUAAUUUAAGGGCAGUGUAAUUUUCAGAGGUGUUUAUGACAAAACGUUGACCUUUUCGUUAACUGCUAUGAUGUAAAUUGUGGUUUAAAAGAGAAAGAGAUGCGUCUCUGUAUACAUUUACAUCGUCGUACAAUUGUCCUGUUGUUGCUAUCUGUGUUGCUAUCGACCAUUUCAAGUUCGUGCGUGAGACAAGACUGGCCAGUGUCGUGUCGAAUUGCCCUACGAAGUGGUUUUGGAGAU
This is a messenger RNA of Porites lobata, 13999 nucleotides long. NCBI's taxonomy places the organism in Eukaryota, Metazoa, Cnidaria, Anthozoa, Scleractinia, Poritidae. The record is from the annotation of a GenBank genome assembly.